Molecule: messenger RNA, 477 nt
Organism: Closterium sp. Naga37s-1
Lineage: Eukaryota; Viridiplantae; Streptophyta; Zygnematophyceae; Desmidiales; Closteriaceae
Source: the annotation of a GenBank genome assembly
CUGGGCGCGUGCUGGCGCUGGGCAGUAGGGCUCGCGCUGGUGCUGGGCAGUGGGGCGCACGUGGGCGCUGGGCAGCGGGGCGAGUGCUGGUGCAGGGCAGCGGGGCACGCGCGGACGCAGGGCAGCGGGGCGCGCGCUGGCUCUGGGCAGCAGAGUGCUCGCUGGUGCUGGGCAGCGGGGCGCGCGCGGGCGCUGUGCAGCGGGACACGCAUGGGCGAUGAGCAGCGGGGCGCGCGCUGGCGCUGUGCAGCGGGGCGCGCGCUGGCGCUGGGGAGCGGGGCACGCACAUGCGCUGGGCAGCGAGGCACGCGCGGUUAUGGGGCAGCAGGGCGCGCACAGGCGCUGGGCAGCGGGGCAAGGCAGUGCGCGCCAUCGGAGAGCGGGGCACCAGGGGAUGGGGUAGAUGGAUCAAUGGGGAGUGAUGGUGGUGCCACUAGUGCUAGCAACUAUGGUGCUAGUGAUGGUUAUGCUCCAUGA